GUUUGUCCUUCAGUCGUUUUGCUGAAGACGCAGACGAUGAUUAACAUGAGCUCAAGGCUUUCAUCCGAUCACCCACUCACCGACACCCUGUGCCGCCGCGGACACUGCCGCUGUCACCAGAGAACAGACCCCACGCGGAGAAAGUGUUGGAAGAAGAAGACGACCUUUAUUCACCACCACACCUGAGUGAACCAUUUUUGUGCAGAAAGACUGCCAAAAGAUGAUGGCAGAAUCUCUGCCAUUCUCUGGCUCUGUUGGCCCCCUGUCAGGGCUAGAGCUAGAUGCCUGGUAUGAGGACCUACAAGACAUCCUGUUCUCUGAAACCAAGAAUGCAGGGGUUCUCCAAACUGACGUAGACAAGCAGGGCAUGCAGGUUGAAGAACUGGACAGCGCAAGUUAUCUUUGGACACUGGACUCUGUUAAUUCUUCUUUACCAAUCAGUUUCACAGAAGAGGAUGUAGUUGCCUUGGAAGCUGUUGUAGAACAGUUCCCUUCCGAGGUGCUGGAAUUCUUAAACCACGGAUCACAAAAUAACUUUGAUAUUCCAUCCUCCUCGACUGAGGUUCCAGAAGUCCAACACGAUGGAGCUGUAGAAGUGGACUCUAGCUGCAGCAGCCCUCCAUCUCAAACCUACACAGAAGAUGAGGAAUCUAGUGGCAGCCAAUCAGGAACAAAAAGAAAGAGGCACUCCCAGCCAAGAGGGGGCAAGGUCCGUGUUAAGGAAAAGGAGCAAGAGAACGAUAAGAAAGUUUCCUAUCUAAUGGCAGAGAAUGAGCGUCUAAAGGGGGAGAUUGAGCGUCUCAGUUUGGAAGUAGAGGAGACUCGGAAGUUGCUCAUUGAAAGAAUGGUGAAUCUAAAGAAGGUUGUAUAAACUGAAAGCCAUACAAACUGCUUUGUUAAAAAAAAAAA
Molecule: messenger RNA, 909 nt
Organism: Rana temporaria (common frog)
Lineage: Eukaryota; Metazoa; Chordata; Amphibia; Anura; Ranidae
Gene: DDIT3
Product: DNA damage inducible transcript 3
Exons: 4
Coding region: 221-871 (216 amino acids)
Biological process (GO): negative regulation of transcription by RNA polymerase II; positive regulation of intrinsic apoptotic signaling pathway; intrinsic apoptotic signaling pathway in response to endoplasmic reticulum stress
Cellular component (GO): CHOP-ATF4 complex; cytoplasm; CHOP-ATF3 complex
Molecular function (GO): transcription factor binding; DNA-binding transcription activator activity, RNA polymerase II-specific; protein heterodimerization activity
Source: RefSeq, a predicted model, not a curated record